Molecule: messenger RNA, 803 nt
Organism: Symbiodinium necroappetens
Lineage: Eukaryota; Dinophyceae; Suessiales; Symbiodiniaceae
Source: the annotation of a GenBank genome assembly
AUGGGGCUGCUGGUUCAAUUUCUUGGGUUGUGUUUUGCAGCUGGCAGGGCUCUGAGUUUCGGAUGGCAUGAUUCUGGGGUUGGGCGUGCUGCCAGCUUUCUCUAUGUCAAUGCCAUGUUGUUGCUCCUUGGCCCCUUCAUGAGCAUUUAUGCUACUAAUUGGCUUCUUGAAUUUGCGGGCAUGACGCUGAUGACGGUGGACAUAUGUUUUCAGGUUCUGAACGUGCUGCUGCUGAGUGGCCUGGUCGGGCCCCAGCAGUGGCAGAAUCCCAUGGCUGCCUUUCAGAAGCUUGCAACACUCCAGGGGUUCGGCCUGGCGGCAAAGCGCAUCGCUUUCUCCGGACACGUAAACGAAAAUGCCCGGGAUUGCAUCGUGUCCUUUCCGGGGAAAUACAGCGAGGAGUGGGACCAGGCGGUUUCUGCCGUUAAGAGCCAAGAAGCGCUGUCACUCGCCUGCGUGUUCCUAACUGACCGAGCAUCCGGAUUGGGUGCCCACUGCGACAACCCCGAUGAGCCGGGAGAGUGCUGGUGCCGUGCCAUCUACGGGCACCUCCCUGCUUCCACGUACAUAAGUGUUGUCGACAUGCGACCUGCAAUGCAAAAUUCCCAAGCCCCGAUCGAAUUGGAGUUCAAGCGAGCAGAUGCAGUGGCGAUGGGGCAGCGCCUGGUCAUCCGAGAAGAGCAUUAUGGUGAACUGGAGUGGCAGCGGGAGCUCGCCGACGCUGAGGAGGAUGCCCGUGCACGCUGUGCUGCAAACCACGGAAGAGCUCCAUGGGGCUGCCGCUGGUUCGAUGACUGGAGGAG